CGAUACGCAGUUAGUUCGUACCUAGUUGCGCGCCGCUCGCGACGUGUAACCUGCCCGAUGUGGCAAGACCUCAUCAAUAACCAGACUUGUGUGUCUCUGUGCAUCGUGGUGACUUGGCUGCAAGUGAUCGAGUGGUGGUGCUGUGACGUCCUCAGGUGGACUUUGGAUUGCCUCUUCAAUUACCACUGCGUUUAACGCGGUCCCUAUGUUACUUCGCUGCUAUUAAGCCCCGCAGGCUCGCCAUGCCGCCGCCAGCGCCGCGCAGCGCCCCCGGCACCUAGGAGCCCCGCGACCAUCAUGUGGCAGUCCGUUGUCGUUUGCACCCUUUGUUGGAUUCAUGAGCUCCCCUCAACCAUCGCCGAGCACACCAACAGCUCGGCGGGGGAGCCGCCCGACCUGCGCUCGCCCGUGGGGCGUGUGCCGCCGCACCAGCCGCCACUGAGCGCGCCCAACCCCGUCGCGCCCGCGCCCUUCCGCCCGCACAGCCCGUACACGCGCGUGGAGCCCUGGAACCAUCGUCCGGCAUACGACACUAAGCUAUCCCCAGUGGUCGCCGAAGAUUUCGAGUCUGAAGAUGACGACGGCGGCUGCCACCAACCAUGCAACAAGGCCAGCUUCUCAUGCCAGACCUCCUGCACCUGCAUCGCCAUGGAGAAGCGGUGCGACGGCGCCGCCGACUGCCCCGACGCGGAGGACGAGGCGGGCUGCGCGCGCGCCUGCGACGAGCUCGAGAACCGCACGCUCUGCUCCAGUGGUGCUGUGUGUAUAGCGCUGGACUGGCUCUGUGAUGGGGACAACGACUGUGGGGAUUUCUCCGACGAGACGCACUGUGUGAACUGCACUCGGGACCAGUUCCAGUGCGCCAACGGGCUCUGCAUCCACAAGGAGUGGGUGUGCGACGGAGACAACGACUGCCAGGACCAUUCCGACGAGCAGAACUGCACCAAGGGGACAUGUCGCGAGAACCAGUUCAUGUGCGGCAUGGGGGAGUGCAUCGCGACGCACUGGCGCUGCGACAAGGAGGCUGAUUGUCCCGACAACUCCGACGAGGCUGAGUGUCCCAUCGACUUACUCCGCUGCGGCGAGCACGAGUUCCAGUGCAACAACAAGAAGUGCAUCAACAAGGAGUUCCAGUGCGACGGAGACAACGACUGCGGCGACUGGACCGACGAGGACUCGUGCCCCAUGCUGCCCGGCAGCUGCAACUCGGGCGAGUUCAAAUGCAGCGACGGCAAGUGCAUCCCGGAGCGCUGGCGGUGCGACACGGAGCGCGACUGUGCUGACGGAGGCGACGAGCUCAACUGCGAACCUCACUCCAUGCGGAACUGUUCCAGUGACGAGUUCACUUGUGCUGACCGGCGGUGCAUACUGAAAACCUGGAUCUGCGAUGGCGUGCGCGACUGCACAAACGGCGAAGACGAAAUGAACUGCAAAGUCUUUUGCGAAGAAGACCAAUACACCUGCAAGAACGUCCAGGAAAACCUCGUGAGCAACGCCUUCCGUAGCUGUGUCAAUAGGAAACACGUCUGCGAUGGGAUGAGGGACUGUCCCAAAGGAGAUGAUGAGGAGAAAUGCCCUAUCAAACGGAAAUGUGAAAUAGAUGAUCGGUGCGAGAAGACCUGCAUCACGACUUACGAUGGGCGUCAGGCUUGCGCUUGCCCGCUUGGCUUCUUAUUGGCUGAAGAUAAAUUCAGUUGCCGCGACAUCGACGAGUGCAUGUACGAACAGGACCCGGUCUGCUCGCAGACAUGUUCCAACACGGUCGGCAGUUUCCGCUGCGGAUGCAUGACGGGCUACGUGCUGCGACCUGAUGGACGGUCCUGCAAGCCUACUGGAGAAUCACCUACUCUGCUGUUCUCUAAUCGGAUUGGGAUUCGACAGGUAUGGCUGACUGGCGAUAACUACAUGUCACUGGUGAAGGGACUUCACAACGCAGUAGCUGUGGACUACCAUUACGAGAAGAAGCUUGUAUUUUGGACCGAGAACAACUUAAGAGUCAUCAGGGUUGCACAGAUGAACAAUAAUAACGUCAGUGACGUAAUCCGCUGGGGUCUAGAAACUCCCGGGGGGGUGGCAGUGGACUGGAUCCACGACCUCCUCUUCUGGACGGACUCGGGCACGCGGCGAGUGGAAGUGGCAACCCUGGACGGCUCCCAGCGGGCGGUCCUUGCGGCGAAUGACCUGGACAAGCCUCGAGCUAUUGCAGUUCAUCCUGGUGAUGCCUUGGUGUUCUGGACUGAUUGGGGUCCAAAUCCCAAAAUAGAACGUGCUGACAUGGACGGCAAUAAACGCAAAAGCGUCAUAGUGGAUCAAAUAUUCUGGCCCAACGGCCUCACUAUCGACUACAUGGACUCAAGAAUCUACUGGGCUGACGCUAAACACCACGUCAUUGAGAGGGCUACCUUCGAUGGUAGAGACAGGAAAAGGAUAACCAACAAAGGCCUGCCUCACCCAUUUGCGUUGACGCUGUUUGAAGAUGCGAUUUACUGGACCGACUGGCAUACCAAGAGUAUUUCCACCGUCAACAAGAAAACUGGCAUGGGAAUACAAACUGUUCACGUGGAUCUUAAUGUUCCUAUGGAUAUACACAGCUACCACCCCCUAAGACAACUGAAGACAUACAAGAACCGCUGCGGGUCCAACAACGGUGGCUGCUCGCACCUCUGUCUGCCCAACAGCAGCGCGCACUCGUGCCGCUGCCCCGUCGGCUUCAACCUGCAUGCUAAUGGCCGAACGUGUGAAGAAUCCCCUGAGAAGCUGCUGCUCUACGCGCGCCGCAAGGACAUACGACUGAAACAGCUGAACCCACGGAAGCAGCUGGAUUCUUUGGAUAUGGUGAUCCCGGUGGACAGCAUCAAGUCUGCCGUGGCGCUGGACUGGGACCACAACUCCAACUCCAUCUUCUGGACCGACGUGGACAAGGACACCAUCAACCGAGCCUUCCUGAAUGGAUCGCACCAGACCGUCAUCGUUGGAUCUAACUUGAUUUCCCCGGCCGGCCUUGCCUACGACUGGAUCACAGACAAGCUGUACUGGACGGACGCCGGCACCAACCGCAUCGAGGUCGCCAACACCGACGGCACCAUGCGCACUCUGCUCGCCUGGGACCAUAUUGACAAGCCGAGAGACAUUGUUGUCGACCCUAAAGGUGGUGUGAUGUACUGGUCAGAUUGGGGUGAAAACCCAUGCAUCGAGAGAGCUGAUAUGGACGGAGGCAACAGAAAGCGCAUAAUCGUGGGGGCAAUGACCUGGCCCAACGGUCUAGCUUUAGACCUUGGAAACAACCGUAUUUACUGGACUGACGGUGGAAACAGAACCAUUGAAUAUGCCAACUUGGAUGGUACAGGCAGGACGACACUUAUAGGCGAACACCUGCCGCACCCAUUCGGGCUGGACCUGUACGGCGACGAGGUGUUCUGGACGGACUGGGAGACGCAGUCCAUCCAGGCCGCCAACAAGUACUCGGGCAAGAGCCGCCGCACGCUGGGCGCGGGCGUGGCCGGCCUGAUGGACGUGCGGGUGUUCCACAAGGAGCGGAUGGGCGGGGUCAAUCGAUGUGGUCGUAACAAUGGAGGUUGUUCUCAUCUUUGCCUCUUGAAACCCGGUGGAAAGAGCUGCGCCUGCCCUAUUGGAAUUAAAAUAAACAAGGAUGGCCGCACCUGCCCUGCUGGUCCAGUGAACUACUUGAUAUUCGCACACAGAGUGGAUAUACGAGUAGUGUCGUUGGAUGUUCCGUAUCUGAUCGAUGUGGUGUUACCAUUGCCGCCUCUCAAAAACGCACUUGGGGUUGAUGUUGACACGAGUACUGGUUUGAUUUAUUGGACUGACACAGCUGAAAGAAAAAUACAAAGAGCAAACAGAAAUGGUAAACAAAAUGAGACCAUUAUCAGCAAAGGCUUGCAUACAGCUGAUGGAAUUGUUAUUGACUCUACGGGACGAAAGAUCUAUUGGACUGACGGCGGCCGAAACAGUAUCGAAGUAGCUGAACUUGAUGGAAGCAAUAGAAAAGUACUCGUUUGGACCGGAUUAGACUCACCUAGAGCCAUAGCACUUCAUUACGAGCACGGGUAUAUGUUCUGGUCAGACUGGGGAACUACGGCCAAGAUUGAACGAGCCGAUAUGGAUGGUAAAAACAGACGCGUCAUAGUCGACAACAACAUCAAAUGGCCCAACGGUCUGGCGAUCGACCGCAUCGAGGGCCGACUCUACUGGAACGACGCUAAAGUCCUCACCAUAGAGAGUUCAGACUUCAACGGCGAUGACAGAAGGACCGUCAUCAGCGAUGUUCCUUAUCCGUAUGGGAUUGUCAUAGUGGGCCAGCACAUCUACUGGACUGACUGGAAGACCAAGUCCUUGCAUCGAGCUGAUAAAACUAACGGGAAAGACCAGCUGGUGGUUAGAGAGAAUCUGGAAGGUCUGAUGGAUAUACGAGCUGUGCAGGGAGAGAGUCACCAAGAAAACGCGUGUGGCACGAACAACGGCGGCUGCUCGCACCUCUGUCUGCGCACCCCACGAGGCUUCAGCUGCGCCUGUCCCACCGGAGUGUCCUUCCAGAACACUUCAGACCCUCAACCAAAGAUCUGCAAACCUCAUCCGGACAACUUCCUAGUAUUUGCCACUAGAGGAAGUGUGGCGCUGAUAUCGCUCGAUACGCCGGAGCAAUGGGAUGUUACUUUGCCGAUAAAAGAUGUUCAGAACUCUAUAGCUGUUGACUUCCAUUGGGAUAGGAAGGAGAUCUUCUUCACUGAUGUUAAUAAUGACGUUAUCAGAUCUGUAAACAUGAUGAACAUGACCGAAACGAAGAUAAUCAUCAAGGAUCGGCUCGACACUCCCAACGGACUCGGCGUCGACUGGAUCGCGAAUAAUAUCUACUGGACCGACAAUGAAUACAAGGUCGUUGAGGUUGCGAGAUUGGAUGGCUCCUGUCGAAAAACUCUGGUUACUGGAUUAGCUGAGCCUAGAGCCCUCACGUUGUUCCCAGCUAAAGGUUACCUGUACUGGAGUGACUGGGGAGAAAGCCCUAACAUAGAGCGUUCGUAUCUGGACGGCAGUCAGCGAAGGAUCAUCGUGAAGGAAGACCUAGGGUUCCCGAAUGGCCUAACAAUAGACUACAGGGAACGACGAUUGUACUGGACUGAUGCUUUGAAAGACAGAAUCGACACAUCAGAUCUGGAGGGACAGCAUAGAGUGCAACUUGUACCUGAAGCGAAAAAUCCUUUCGGAAUGACGCAAUUCAAAGACUACAUAUUCUGGACGGACUGGUAUAAGAAGUCAGUAAUGCGAUGCGACAAGCGAACCGGCAAGAACAUCACAGCUAUAAGGACCGACCUGGAGAUGGCGAUGGAGAUCAAGGCAGUGUCUGCUGAUAAACAGCGCGGCUGGAGCCCCUGCAGUGAGGAUAAUGGUGGCUGCUCGCAUCUGUGCCUCUUCAGGGCACAUGACUACGUGUGUGCGUGUCCGAAUGAAGCUGACGACAGGCCGUGUUCUACAGUGCCCCGCUCCCUGGUAAACCUCAAGAUGCCGUCGCACUACCCUUCAUUCUACGACUACACGGAUGAAGCGGUCCCGCCGCCGCCGCUGCUGCCGGAGCUGCCGCCGUCGAAGAGCUUUGACGUGGUCACGAUCGUUGGCAUAGCGCUGGGAGCUGUGCUGGGGGUUGGAGUGUGCGUUGUCAUUGUUCUGAUGAAGAGGCUACACCGCGAGCACGACGGCCGCGACGUGAAGGAAAACUACCGCGAGUCCAGCGGACACAUCUCCUUCCACAACCCCAACUACGCGGGGGGCGCGGGGGCCGCGGGGGCUGCGGGGGCCGCGGGGGGAACCGACGAGCGGAGACACCGGUUUCAGGGGAUCUUCAAGUAUGACAAAAAUCAGGAGCGCAUAACCAACGUAUACAUCCCCGAAGGCACGAGCCUGUUGCCUCCCGCGCCGCCGCCGCCGCGCCAGCCCCGCCAGCCGCGCAACUCACACGACGACUUCGAACCAGUCACCUUACACACCUUCGCCUGAACCUCCGCCACUCGGUGUUAGAGUAGACCGUAGACACGAGCCAGCAAUGUACGACGAACUGGCCAGAACUGUCGCCCUACACACCUGAACCGAGAGUAGAGUGUAGACACGCCAGCAUUGUACGAAGAACUGGCCAGAACUAGCGAAGCAGUUCGUCCGUGGUACCACAAAGUCGGAAUGCGAUUUUGCCCGUAACCAAUUGUGGCUGAUGGUUAAGGGUUAAAUCUAAAUUGGAUGCGCAAGAAGAUACCUAUAAUGUCUAUGACGGUUCCUUGCUUAUAGAUAUCAUUGAACUGUGGACAGGGUUGCUUGAGAUCUUGUGGUAACACCGCAGUAGAGUCGUUAGUAGAACUGUGCGAAAGUAAAAUAGUGAGAUGACUGAUUCUAUGUCAAAAUGAGGCCCGACUUUAUACGACGUGUUAAAUGUUUAGGAAUAUGGUGAUCACGACUACUGGCAUUAACCACGUUUUAAGGACAGAUUAACAUCCCUUUAACUUAAUUAUCGGAUUAGUGUUACUAAUAAUAAAUGUCGCGAGAUGAUGAAUACAUUCGACGGUCUGUUCUGAAUAGGUACUGAACUUAUUCAUGGUCAAUUGAAAAUUAACAUAAGAACUCCGAGGAAACUAGAAACGUUGACACACUGUAAAGUCCCAUUUGUAUAUCCUAAGUAUUAAAGUUUAAUCAAUAAUCAUAGCGUUGGUAUAGAAUACCAGCCGAAGCGAAUUUAAUUCGUAUUUACUAAAUAAUUUAAUUUGAUGUGCACACUGUAACUUGUACAGUACAAAAGAAGCAGAGAUUUGAUUUAACACGUACAGAUUAUUGACUAACUUCCGAAUUUGGUGAGUGUCUGUGAAUUUGUUAACAUAAUUACAGGUCUAUGAUUAUUACUAAGUACAUAAGCCUUUUAAAACGGAAACUUCACAAAUACAUAAUGUAUUUUUAUAAAGUAAGAAUUUCGUAAUAAAGUUAUAAACCAAUGAAGUAUAUUCACUCUACGAGUAGUAAGUUCCUUUGUAUUUGUUUAAAUCUUAUAUUGUGUACAGGCUGUUUAAAAAGAGGUGGAUGUAAAUACAUAUAAUUAUACUAAAUUAUCUAGUUCUAUUGUUCAGUUUUGAUUGGAGCGUCAGACGUUACUUGUUGAAAUUAUAUUGAUUUAUCUGAACCGUGUAGUCGGCCACUGUCCGCCGGCGGGGAUAAACGAACAUGAGUGUGUAUGUCCAUUUAGGUAUGAUGGAAAGAAUUGACUGAAUUUAAUACAUUUUGUUAUUUUAUUACUGUUUUAAGUAUAUCUAAAUUUUUAUAUUUAAGGAAAACUUAUAUUUACAAUAUGAACAUCUUCUAGCGGUAUUGGCGGCAGAUUGAUGUGGUUUUACUAUUACGUUAUAUAUAGAUGUGGUUGGGUUUGAAAGUUCCAUUCUAGUUUAUUAUAAAAUUAUUUACCUGACCUGAUCCAGAACUCCAAUCAAAUACAUACCUACAGCUAGGAAAAUGGUGGAUUCAUCAUGUCCAUAAUGCAUGAGGUAAAGAAAGUGAAAAUAAAAUUGCUAUUUGGCAAUCACAGUUGGGUCAAUUAUACCUAUUUAGCUCUGGAUCGUUGUCAAGUACAUAGAAGUUAUUUCACAUUGAAUAUUUAUUUACUAAUAUCCUAUUGUUUUGUUUAUAAUAUUGUAUAAGUAAAUAAAUAAAACAGUUGUAGGAAUCGUCCACACGAGCCCACUUGGCUCAGGGGGGCUCAGUGUCGUUACGAUUUCAUCUCCAUCCAUGAUUUAUUAUGAAUAAAUAAAUGUGUACUACAUAUAUACUCAUUCUAUAUUUUAUAUAUUCGUGAAGGGCGCGAUGUUCAUGUUUGUAUGUAAGUAAGUGUAUAUCCAAGGAAACCAUUCCGCCGAAACCAUUUCAUUAAAAGAAACAAUAAGUACAAUAGAUUUAUAAGAAAUGAAGUAAGUAUAUGAGUAGGUACGAUGUAGCUUUCACAAAAGAAUGGCAUAGGAAAGGCUUAUGUUGAUGUAUCAUUACAUUUUUGAUAAUAAUGGGAAUAAUGGCCACUUGCGUAACCUGGGCAACAGGUACUUUGGAAGUUGCUGCCCGCUGCCCAUCAGCCAAGGGCCAACCCCUUUCACUUAAAAACUAUCAUUUUUAUUAUAAAAUUAUGAAAACCUAAAUGUUUAGGUAUAAUUCACCAAGAUUUAUAUGGUGACAAUACAAAUAUCAAUGUAUAUAAUUAGUUUUAAUCAUGAAGGAAAAAUGAGAAUGAAAUAGCUGACAAAUAAAUUGAAAUUGUAUAUUUUGUAUAUUACUGGUCGGCUAAAAGUGUUUUACACACCGCACGUUUGUAAAAAUAACUGCUUCCUCACAAAUAAUGUAUUUUUUUUGAAAGAGUAAAAAUAUAUAAUAUAUGUACUUACGUAAGCACUCAAAAUUGAACCGUAUUGAUUAAAAACAUGCAUAUAUGACUUAUUUCCAUUGUAACGUGGAUGGUGUUAAUUUUAUCGUAAUGGUAUUGCGCACAACUAAAAAAUGAAGUAUUAUCUACAAUUUAUUGUAGCACGUAAACGUUAUAAAAUUUAGUUUUAUUUGUCUUUAUUCUAUAGGCACAAUAUUCCACACACAAAUAUUUAGCAUACUUAUUCUAUUUAAUUCAAACAAAUCUAAUUUAGUUUUCCAUAUAAAGUUUAUGUUUUGUUGUGUUCAUAUAUUUUAUUAUGUGUUUGUUUUUGUAUACAAUAAAGAGUAAAUAAAUAAAUGAAUGAUCACUUUUACGGAUGUUUUCCCCAUUAGAACACGAUGGUGUGUAUGAAGUUCACAGGGUGUUUUAAUCUAAGGUAGAUAUAGAAAGGAUGGUUCUUAACAAAGUGCUGGCUAACUUUAUGUCCCUAAUGGACAGAGAAACCACUCAACGUAUAUAUAGUCCAAUGCUUCAACAUACGAGCCGCUAUUUUAGUUAAUGAAGCGUAAAUUCGUAUUUAUUAUACUUAAAAUUACUACUUUGUUGAAGCUUUGGUUGAUAUUCUUGUAUCAAUACUAAAUUCUGCGGGGACGCUAAUCUUGUUUAUAUUUUUUGUUAUUAGCAAAUAAGUAACAAGAAUAAGGUGGUACGUGAGAGUGCUGUGAUACAGGAUGCUGCUGAUGUGUGUAGCUAUUACAGAUGUUUUAUUAAUGACAAAAUAUAUAAUAAUAUAUCUUACGUUUUGAAUUCGUCACAUAUAAGAUGGGGAAGUUAGUAAAGGAUGUACUAAGAUGGCUGCGGAAAAUUACGUAGGUAUUGAUUCCAUUCGAUGACUCUGUGUAAGCACAAAUGUGGAUCGCACAAUGCGUUGCCUAUAUUUAUAAACUUUAUAUAUAGUUAAGGAUUAGUUUCUUGUCUUCUUUUUCUAAAACUGGAUGAAUUUCAAGUAUAAUUGUCGUUUUAUGUAUUUUAUUUGCUAACGAUAAUAUAAAACUCUGGUGAAAUUGAAUGAAUCUCAAAAUGUGUGCCAAAUUUUCAAUUUGAAAUUGUAUUCUUAUGCAUUUUAUUUGUUAUUAAGAUAAUGUAAUGCUGUAGGCGUGAGUAACUGCCUUCACGGUGUAUUGCCUCGGUGAAGGUUGUUAUCUGAUUUAUAAAUAACGAUUUAAUAAAAUAGAAAUUAUUCAUC
This is a messenger RNA of Plutella xylostella (diamondback moth), 9641 nucleotides long. The record is from RefSeq and is a predicted model, not a curated record. NCBI's taxonomy places the organism in Eukaryota, Metazoa, Arthropoda, Insecta, Lepidoptera, Plutellidae.